Molecule: messenger RNA, 1564 nt
Organism: Impatiens glandulifera
Lineage: Eukaryota; Viridiplantae; Streptophyta; Magnoliopsida; Ericales; Balsaminaceae
Product: DNA polymerase I-like
Exons: 15
Coding region: 33-1397 (454 amino acids)
Biological process (GO): DNA replication, Okazaki fragment processing
Molecular function (GO): 5'-flap endonuclease activity; DNA binding
Source: RefSeq, a predicted model, not a curated record
UACUGAGCUUGUUUUUUUAUCCAGCUAAUGUAAUGUGGCUCAGUAGCAUAUCAUGCUAUCUGUCUAUCAUCUCAUUGACGAGCCCCUUCUUUUGCGUCGUCGGUCGUAUCUCCACCACCAGAAAAUCGUUCAUGAUCCAUAGAGCCGUCGCAACUACCUUCUCUUGUCUUAAGAAGAAGAAGAAGAAGCCGAUUCGAGGAGGAGGAGGAGGACCUCAUUCCUCAGUCCUCCCCAUACAACACUUGACAAAGCACCCUUACAGCAGCAGGCUCUAUGGCACUUUGGAUUCCAAUCUUGUUUCUACAACACCAACAACUCUUACACUAUCAUCAUCUAACAAUAAUCAUGAUCAUGGAAUAACUAAUCAAUAUUUGCAAAGUAGCAGCAGCAGCAGCAGCAGCUCUUCCAAUGUUAAAGUUAUGCUUAUUGAUGGCACAUCAAUUAUUUUUAGAUCAUACUACAAGCUUCUUGCAAGAUUGCAGCACGGUCACUUGUCAAAUGCUGAUGGAAAUGGGGAUUGGGUCUUAACCAUUUCAACCGCCUUAUCCCUUAUAUUAGAUGUUCUUGAAUUUUUCCCUUCACAUGUAGCUGUGGUUUUCGAUCACGAUGGAAAUCCAUUUGGUCAAACUUCUAUUUCAUCCAAACAAAGUUUUGUAGCAAAAGGCCUAACCUUUCGUCAUACGAUGUACCCUGCAUACAAGAGCAAUCGCCCCCCUACACCUGAUACCAUAGUUCAGGGACUUCAGUACUUGAAAGCAUCUAUCAAAGCUAUGGAUGUCAAGGUCAUUGAGGUUCCAGGUGUUGAAGCUGAUGAUGUGAUUGGGACAUUGGCUGUAAGAAGUGUUGAUGCUGGGUUUAAGGUCCGAGUUGUAUCUCCUGACAAAGAUUUCUUCCAGAUACUUUCUCCUUCUUUACGUCUUCUAAGAAUUGCACCACGUGGACUUAAGAUGGUUUCCUUUGGGAUGGAUGAUUUUGCAGAGAAAUUUGGGACGUUAAAACCUUCUCAAUUUGUUGAUGUUAUAUCACUUGUCGGUGACAAAUCUGAUAAUAUACCAGGAAUUGAUGGAAUUGAAUAUGAACAUGCUGUGCAGUUGAUCACUAAAUUUGGGUCACUGGAGAAUUUAUUACAAAAUGUUGAUCAUGUUGAAGAACGUACUAGAGAGUACUUGAGUGAAAAUGCUGAGCAGGCCAUCCUGAGCAAGAAUUUGGCUCAGCUGCGCUCAGAUCUUCCGUUUUACAUGAUUCCAUAUGCUGUAGAUGAUCUGGCCUUUAAGAAACCCCAGGACGAUGGAGAAAAGUUUAAGAACCUGUUGACAGCUAUCAGUGCAUACGCAGAGGGAUUCUCAUUGGAUCCCGUAAUUAGAAGAGCCAUCCAUUUGUGGAAAAAGCUUGAAUGAAACAUGAUGAUGCAAAGACUGUAAUCAUUCACCAUGUUAUUAAAUUCACAUUUCCUUAACAAGGAACCCCCUCCAAUGAACAAAAGAAUUAUAUUUCACUUCUCCAUCUACAACCAUUUUAUUUAUAGCCUGUACUUGAAUAUAUAUAUAAAAAAAAUUGAACAACA